Hirsutella rhossiliensis is the source of this 948-nucleotide messenger RNA. RefSeq names its product MED6 mediator sub complex component domain-containing protein. Gene Ontology annotation, biological process: regulation of transcription by RNA polymerase II. Gene Ontology annotation, cellular component: core mediator complex; mediator complex. The coding region runs from base 1 to 948 and encodes 315 amino acids. Lineage: Eukaryota; Fungi; Ascomycota; Sordariomycetes; Hypocreales; Ophiocordycipitaceae. The transcript is spliced from 2 exons. Gene Ontology annotation, molecular function: transcription coactivator activity. The record is from RefSeq and is a predicted model, not a curated record.
AUGGCAAACGAACCGCCCUUGGACGAGAUUCAAUGGCGCUCGCCGCCCAUCCUCGCCCAGAUGGGCGGCCUACACUCCAACACGAUCCUCUUCUACUUUGCCGAGUCGCCCUUUUUCGAGCGCACGUCCAACAACGCCGUCAUCGUCAGCCAGGCCAUGAACAACAUUUCCAUGUACCACUUCAUCCAGACGCGCGAGGUCUUCGAGGGCCGCCUCAAGACCAUGUCUGGCCUCGAGUUCAUUGUCGGCGAGGAGCCGGCUGAGACGGGGCCUGGCAUGGGCACCGGUGUCUGGGUCAUUCGGAAGCAGACGCGCCGGAAGCGUUACCAGGACGAGGACGAGAUCACCGUGCAUGCUUCAUUUUUCGUGGUGGGCGAGAAUAUCUACAUGGCGCCGGCGUUGGCCGAUAUCCUGGCCUCGAGAAUCAUGACGAUAUCAUCGGCCAUUGCCAAAGCGCUGUCGGCAGCCGAGGGCUCCCGGAAAUGGCGCGCGUCGACGGGCCACGUCUACCACCUCCCCUCGAGUCAGACCUCAUCUCGGCAGAAAGGCCAGGCGUCCAGCGAGGAUACACCAGGACCCGAGGGGCCCGCCAAACCGACGCCAGCCUCCCAGAAAAAUGACGAGCUGUCGCUGGAGAGGGCGUCCGAAGAGGCCUUCAUGGCUCACAUGCGUCACGGCGGUGAAUACAUUGACGAGAACGCAAUUACUGGACGUCCUGGCGAGUUCCACCUUUCUUCCACCGGCCGCAAAGCUGUUCCGCCCCCCAAGGCUGGCACCGAGUCCAGCAUCGGCGCCAUGAAUGGACCUUCGCUCAAUGCCAAGAGUGAGGAUAAGAAGGACGGCAAGACGGAAAAGUCUCCCAAGUCGGCUAACUUGGCCAAGCCGAGGAGGAGAAAGAGCAAGAUGAGCAAUGGGCCUACUCCGGCUCAAACACCAACGGCGUCUUGA